Messenger RNA from Chiloscyllium plagiosum (whitespotted bambooshark), 2670 nucleotides. The record is from RefSeq and is a predicted model, not a curated record. NCBI's taxonomy places the organism in Eukaryota, Metazoa, Chordata, Chondrichthyes, Orectolobiformes, Hemiscylliidae.
UGUAAAUGCAAUGUUGAUUUUUUUUGUCUCUCUCGGGGGGGAAGAGAGAGGGAUUCUAACCCAACAGUGCAACCCUUCCUCCCCUUCCCCAGCCCCGAAAUGUUGUCGCAUCCCCCCCUCCCCCGCGAUGCGACAAAGUUGUGACGCCGCAAACCUCGUAUUUCGGACGCACCCAAAAUGCGACGUUCCGUCGGAGUGCAAAUGCAACUUUAAGUCGCCAUCUUAAAGCUUCCUGGUUUUCCUGCAGGAACAGGUUAUAUAUGUAUUUUUUUAAGGCAGGGGAUAAACAGCCAGAGCACGAGGGUUGUCCGUGCACCCGCUCCCCGGGAGUUACGCCGCUGCUGCGCCCCAAUGGCACAAGAGGACGCGUUCCGCCGCCGCAAACUCAACUUCAACGAGGAUGAGACCGAGAUCCUGAUCCGGGAGGUCACACUGCACCAGGAUCAACUCUUUGGGAGAGGGGAGACCAAACUGCCCCCGGGCACCAAGAACAAGGUCUGGCUCUCCAUCCUGGCCAAGGUCAACGCCGUCUCCAAGUGCACCAGGGACAUCGGGGACAUCAAGAAAAGAUGGUACGACAUGUGCCACCGCACCAAGGACAAGGUGAUCAAGUUGGCGCAGGAGGCGUUGCGGAGCGAGAGGGCCGUCACCGGGACGCCCCCGCCUCGGCGACAGGAGGAGGAGGAGGAGGAAGAAGAGGAGGAGGACAAGCCCACCUCAGUGUCCCUUGGUCACCACCCAGCUGGCCCGGGCACCAGCGGAGGCGAGGACGGUGCUGAGCCCAGUACCAGCGGCGCCAGCCAGGAUGGCAGCACGGGCACAGCCAGCAGCCGACAUGCCGCUCCCAGCCAGCAGACGAAGACACCGGUACUGCCCCUCCAGGUGGCUUGGCAUGGCAGGCAGGUGCCACCAAUGCUCAGCCACCAAUCCGGAGUCCAGUGGCCGCCAGUCUUGCUGUUCACACUGGGCCAGAAUGCUACACGGAUCAGUACUCAGGACCGACCCCCCGACUAUCAAGCGGGCAACAGCUUCGAUGAAACCACUGUGAAAGUGAAACAGGAAGAUAUUAGUCCAAAUUUUGAUGCGGAUUAUUCUUCACCAGACAUUGCAUCACCACCAAACCUUCAAGAACAAAGUUCAUUCCGGCCUCAAGGGAAGAGGUUACAUAAGCAAAUUUCGGAUGAAGAAUUCUUCGGCAUCCAGGAGCAACACAAUGUAUUACUCGGGGAUGGCAAUAAGGAGUUGCAUGGCAUCAGGCAGGAAUUGAGAGAGCUACGUAGUGACCUUCAAGAAUUGGCUGCAGGCAUCCGGCAACCCUUGGACAGGCUGGCAGAUUAUAUCCAGGCUCUCCUUCCAUUGUUGCAGCACCCACCUCGUUCUCGCAUGAUGGAGAUGACCGACUCGUUUACACAGCCAGAUGAAGAAGAAACUAUGGGAUCUGGCUCUUCACUAUCACAAAGCCGACGGACUGGGUGCAAAACCUGCAAACGGCCAAAACUGGGGAUGUAACCAGUUUGUGUUAGGCCAGGGGAUUUUUGCUUCUUUGAUUUCCAUCUUUGGUUGGGUCAAGUGUUGUACCCCUCUAGGUGACUGCACAUCCUAUCUAGUGACUUCCAAAAGUAAGUGUUCAACACUUGGUUCUGUUUACAUUAUAGUGGUAUCACAAGGAUUUUAGGAAAACAUUAUAAUUAGAGUGUAAAGUGUUCAUGCGGUCUGCACUUAAACAAUGAAAAGAAAAGAAAUAACACAACAUAGUGUAGAUUUUGUGUUGUGGGCUGUGUCUGCAUGGGCUAUUUUGAUCUUGGGUGAAUUGCAGAUCUACAUAUCUGUGUGGUGCUGAGUAAUUCAAAAAGUUCCAUAUUUACAACAUAUUCACUUUGGAUGAUCUUUCUUCCAUAGUGUACUGGUGACAAAUUUGCUAAAUAUGACUUGUAACAACACAGAUUAAAUUAAGUGCCAGUGAUUCUGAACAACUUUUAACAUAGUUUAAAGAGUAUCGAAAACAGUAUUGUCUUCAUUAUGGGAACAAUAGCUAUGUGAUUGUCUUCUAAAAUAGUUAACAUCCUGGAGUUGGAGGCAGAAAGAAGAGAAUGAAUAAAUAUUAAAAAUUAAAUUAUUUGAUCAAUUUCAAUACACAAUCUUCAAACUAGUGGGGCCCAUGGUAAUGAGCAUCACAGUAGACUAGUUUUUACGUAGUUUGUUAAAGAAAUAACUUUAAAAGUUUACUGUCCAUACACAUUCGAACAAAUUACAUAUAAUUAGUCUGAUUGUACUCAGCCACCAAAAUUUUUAAUGUCAUUUUGAAAUUACUUUGGCAAAAUUUAAUUAUAUUUAUGAUAAAUUGGAACUAUCGGCAACUGAGAAAUAAGCAUUCUGAUCUAAAUUUAGAAAUGUUUUCAGCAGUUAUUCCCGUGAGACAGUCAUAGAGCCAUUGAGCAGAAAGAGACCCUUUAGCCCAUCACGUUGCUGAACAAAGAGACCUUGGGGGUGCAGGUUCACAGUUCCUUGCAAGUGGAGUCACAAGUAGAGGUGUAGUGAAAGUGAUGUUUGAAAUGCUUGCCUUCAUUGGUCAGGGUAUUGCAUAUAGGAAUUGAGAUGUCACGUUUCGACUGUACAGUACAUUGGUGAAGCCACUUUCAGAAUACUGCAUUCAGUUUUGGUCUCCCUGCU